Molecule: messenger RNA, 1069 nt
Organism: Erinaceus europaeus (western European hedgehog)
Lineage: Eukaryota; Metazoa; Chordata; Mammalia; Eulipotyphla; Erinaceidae
Product: granzyme A-like
Exons: 5
Coding region: 24-806 (260 amino acids)
Biological process (GO): positive regulation of apoptotic process; negative regulation of oxidoreductase activity; proteolysis
Molecular function (GO): serine-type endopeptidase activity
Source: RefSeq, a predicted model, not a curated record
UUGAUGUGGGGACACUUGCCACAAUGAGGAACUCCUCUACAUUCCUGGCAUCUUGUCUCUCCACUGUCCUUUUUCUCCUGUUAAUUCAUAAAGAUUGCUGUGAACAAAUAAUUGGAGGAACUGAAGUAACUCCUCAUUCAAGACCUUACAUGGUUCUGCUUAACACAGGGCAAAGUAUCUGUGCUGGGGCUUUGAUUAAAGAGACAUGGGUACUGACUGCAGCUCACUGCAAUCUGAACAAGAAGACCCAGAUCAUUCUUGGGGCUCACUUACGUAGCUCCAAUGAGCCAGAAAGACAGAUAAGUCUUCCUAAGAAAAUCAUUCCUUAUCCGUGCUAUGACCAUGCCACACGUGAUGGAGAUCUUCAACUUCUUCAGCUAAGCAGAAGAGCAACACUUAAUAAAAAUGUAGCUAUACUUCAUCUGCCUAAAAAGGGAGAGGAUGUGAAGCCAGGAACCAUGUGUCAAGUUGCAGGGUGGGGAAAGGAUAGCAAUGUUUCAGGUCCAUCCAAAUGCCUCAAAGAAGUCAAUGUCACCGUUAUAGACAGAAAGGUCUGCAAUAAUGAAAAGCACUAUAACUACAAUCCUGUGAUCAGACUGAGCAUGAUUUGUGCUGGGAACCUCAGAGGUGGAAAGGACACGUGCAAUGGAGAUUCUGGAAGCCCUUUGAUAUGUGAAGGAACUUUCAGAGGCAUCACUUCUGCUGGCCACUCAAAUUGUGGAACCCCCCAAGGACCUGGCAUCUAUACGCUCCUCACACAGAAGCACCUCAACUGGAUAAUCAAGACCAUUAGCAGAGCAAUGUAGAUCCCUACACUCCAUUCUCUUUGCUGUCACUUCUUAAUCUUACAAUAAAAUCAGUGUGUGUGACCCAACUUGUUUCCUCUAGCGUGGUUGGUCAGAUCACCGCCAGCAAAGUGAAGUGGAGGGAUAUAGCAACCUUGAGAAAAACACAUUAGGUAAAAAACAAUCAUCCUUUCCUUCCAGGCGUAAGGCAGACUGGCAAGAAAAUAACUAGAAGAAACUGAUUAGUAACACAGGGAAAGUGGGAUGAAGAUCCAGGGGCCUGA